Molecule: messenger RNA, 914 nt
Organism: Glycine soja
Lineage: Eukaryota; Viridiplantae; Streptophyta; Magnoliopsida; Fabales; Fabaceae
Product: prefoldin subunit 1-like
Exons: 6
Coding region: 270-659 (129 amino acids)
Biological process (GO): protein folding
Cellular component (GO): cytoplasm; prefoldin complex
Molecular function (GO): protein folding chaperone
Source: RefSeq, a predicted model, not a curated record
UCUGAAUUUAAUCCCAAUCAAAUAUUCUAUUAUCUUUAUUUUAAAUCAAAUAUUCUAUUAUCUUUAUUUUAAUUUUAUCUUAUUUUGAUCUUUAAAUUCUUUUCUAAAUAUUUCCAAAUAAAACCUACACGAAACGGUGCGUUUGAUUCAAGUGCUUAUUUUUCUUCUUCUUUUUCUGCUUCCUGUUCCCGGAUCCAAUCGCGUUAGGGUUUUUGAGAGUUGCAGUGUGCAGACUUCUUAGGAUCAUCUCUUAGCAGUGAUCGAUUGAGAUGGCAGACGAAGCUAACAGAACUGCUUUCCUUGAAAUUCAAAGUCGCAUGAUCGAUACUACUGGAAAAAUAAAACAGGUGCAAACCCAGAUGCGUUCCAAAGAAGCAGAAAAGAAGCGUGCUUUUCUGACCAUGGAGGAGCUGAAGCAAGUUCCUGAUGAUACUAAUGUUUACAAAUCCAUUGGGAGAAUGUUUGUAUUGGAGACCAAGGCAACAUUAAUGAAUGAGCAGGAGAACAAGUUUAAGGAUGGUGAAGCUUCAAUUACAGCUUUACAGAGCUCAAAAGAAUACUUGGAAAAACAGAUGGCAGAGGUGGAAACCAAUUUGAGAGAACUGUUACAACAAGAUCCUGGUCUUGCUAGGCAAAUAAUGUCAAUGAAUGUAGUGUAAACUUUCCAUUAGUGAAAUUAACUUCCAUUGGUGGGUUUUCUGGUGCAUUUGAGCAAAAUAGAAAAUUCAGGACUUGGUGAGAUGUGAGGAUGUGUACUGCCUGCUUCAUGGGUGAUUUUCUAUCCUUCUCAAAAUGUUGAAUUUGGAGGGAUUUUUGUAAGUUAUUUUAAUUCUUAGAUUGCUAUGUUUAUUACAUGAAUGAGAAUCCUUAUUAGUUGUGUGCAGUAUGGUUAUUCAUGCAACAACUUCUAGUUA